ACAGAUCUCUCUCCGCCACAUUGUGGGCUGCAUCCCCUCUUCUCCCGCUGGUCGUCUUCCGCGCUCGCAGACACACUCCGCGCCGGCGUCGCCUCAACAGCUCCCGCGACCUGCGCUGCUCCCACCCAGCCGGCGGCGUACGGACCUCUCGCUCCCCUGCGUGCGGCCAUGAUGGCUGCUGUGACUACCGCGGCCCCAGCCUCUUCUUCCUCUUCCGGCUGGGACUUCACCUGCAACUUUGAAGUUGAUUAUGGAUCUGAAGAACAUGCUACCAUUGUUUACAAGACGUUAGCUGUUGACAAGGAGUUGCAGCCAGAUAAGGUCAGGAGGGAGAUGACUGUUUCUGGUGGCAAGCUUGUCGUGCGCUUUGAAGCAGUAGAGGCCCGAUUCCUGCGAGCAACAUUCAGCGCGUUUGUCGACCUUAUGGUACUUGUGACAAAGAUUGUCGAAGAAUACAGUGUAAGCAAGGAGGAGCGUUCCUGAUAAGCGAUGUGAUCUAGUUAGUCAACCUUUGGUCAUUUGGACAAUGCAUUGUGAAUCCUGAAUGAAACACUUCGUACUCUGUAGUAUGGAUUACCUCUCAUUCAUAUUUCAUUCUGUUGCUCGUACAUGGUCUGAAGUGGAAAAAAACCCAGGAAAUUGGGAGGAACAGAGAAACACCACCGGACAUCAUAGCUUUAUUAGAAGUUCUAUUCAGUGAGUUUGCUCGUGUA
Molecule: messenger RNA, 713 nt
Organism: Brachypodium distachyon (stiff brome)
Lineage: Eukaryota; Viridiplantae; Streptophyta; Magnoliopsida; Poales; Poaceae
Exons: 4
Coding region: 169-483 (104 amino acids)
Cellular component (GO): EKC/KEOPS complex
Source: RefSeq, a predicted model, not a curated record